UAAUGCGAGCACAAUUAAUGUUUUAUUAGCGUUGUUUGUUUUUUAAAAAGUAAACGUUACAUUUUUCAUUCUACAAUACAAAUGACAUUUAUUAUUAAGUGUCGAAUAAUUAGAUAGUUUUAUAUUUAAAGAUGGAAUUGACAAGUGAUGUAAAGAAGAUGUCGACAAAAAAUUUUCAUAAUAGAGCUGAAGUUGAUUUAAUGGAUGUAACAAUUUUUUCGACGCUACAACCACAAGCUUCAUCUACUGUUGAAAGAAAAACAUUAGCUGCCAGAUUACAAAAUAAUUUUGUUGUACCGAUUAAUCCAUUAUUGAAGAACGAUGCAGAUGAGUCAAAAGACAACUCUUUGGGACUUAUAAAUAAUAUUUCUAAUCUUUUAGAAGAUGAUAAGGAUAAUAAUUUUAUGAAUUUACAAUCUACUACAACGACAAUGCAUAAUAUUGAGACUGAAAAAAUUCUUGCCCGGCAAUUAUUGCUAAGAUGCAGUCAAGUAAAGAAAAGCCCUCCAGCUUAUGAUACAAAUAAAGAAAAUAAUGUUAAUAUUCAAAAUUUAUCAGAGAAUCAAUCUAAAGAAUCUAACUCUACAUUAGUCGCUUCUCAUAAUUUAAGUAAUAAUAGUGUCGUGUUCGAACCGACAGAAUUCACAGCAAGAUCAUCAGAAAUGACUAAAUCUAACGUUGAAGAUCGUUCAAUGAAUAAAAACACUAGCCAAGGUUUCAGUUUUAAUGUAAUAAACAAUGAAUCUGCUGCUAAAUUUUCUGAAGAUAAUUUCAUGUCUGGUUCUGCAAUGAUGAAUCAAUUAGAAGUUGAUGAAUUAUCUUGGCGUCAAAAUUAUGAGGCGAUUCCACUACCUCUUCAAACGAAUAAUUUGAAUACUGUAAAUCCAUCUAAUUCAUUUACAUCAGCUUUUUCUUCAAAAGACAAUCAAAAUCGUUUGGAGCUUUCAUGCUUUUCUGGAUUUAUAGGUGAUUUAGACUUAACAAUUAAAUCUACUGCUACAGGUAGAAGAGUGUCAGUAGGAGAAUAUUUUGAACGGAAAUGUGAUGCCUUGGGACAACUUUCAAUUGUAGGCGAUGUGGAAAGACCAAACUUUGGGUUGAAAAGAAUAUCUAGCCCUGAAAGGUUGGCAAAGUGCCAUGCAUUAGUAAAUCCUGAAACAUCAGCAGUAACGAUAGAAUCUGAUGAUACUUUUGUGGACAGUACAAUGAAUAAUGAAUAUGCUGAUUUAUUGAGUCUCAGCAAAAUAGCUGAAGCACUGCAAACUGUUGAUGGCAGUCCUCGUGAAUUAGUUGAUAAACUUCUUCAGCAAAAAAUAAAACAAAAAAAUGAUCUAACCAGGAACUAUUCUAUGAUAAAUGCAACUGGUGGGACAUAUACAGUUCUAUCAAACAGAGCAUCGCUGCCUGUUGUAACGUCUUUACGAGAACAAACUAAUCUUCAACAAGAAUCAGUUAAAUUUUCUUUAGGACAGAUUAAUCAAGUACAAUGUGAUUCUACGGUCAGAGAAAUGACGUUUGAACAGCCUAAAAUAUCGAUUGAUAAUUACAAUAGUACAAAAAAAUCUUCAUUUGAGGUACCAAUAAAAGCUUCACCAUCAAACAGGGAAUAUCAUGAAAAAUUAACUAUUCAGCAACCAUCAACACCACCUCCAAAAUCUCCGAUACCUUUACCAGUUCAAAAUAUUGAGCAUCAUGACGUUAAAAUGAUAAAACAAUCUCCGUCUACCCCAUCUUCUCCAACUUCUUCAGGACAAAGAGUGUCUACAUCUUAUAUGGCCAAUGAAUUAAAUGGUGUAAAUGUUAAAAACGAGAGUGACUCUUUUAGUUUCUACAGUCGUUUUUGCGAUAAAAUUUUUAUUGGAAAAAGUACGCAAGAUUUAUAUAAGUGCACUGUUGGUGUUCCUUUAGAUGCCAGUAUUGAGAUUAGAAAUGAUAGUGUGAGAUGGAUUCUGUGUACCUGUAAAUUACAUCAAAUUCAAGGUAACCAAAACAAUGUUGAAAUAGAAGUUGCUACUGACCAGAUUGUAAUAGAGCCAAAUAAAUCAAAAUCUGCAAAAAUAUCUGUGAGCUUUUUAAAACCCGGUGAUCCAAUAAUUGCUGCAUUGGUAAUAGAAAUAACUGACACAACAUCUCGUGAAAAAUUUACAAAACAGCAUAUGAUGUGCUUCAUACCAGAACAGCCAAUAUCUAAUAAUAAUUUUUGUGAAAAUAUUGAAGAAGAUACUUGUGAAAUCGAUUUAAUUGAUACACCGAUUCCAAUAAUAUUGGAAAAAAAUGAGAAUAAAUUUUUAUCUUUGAAAAACAUCAGUAGCCAAAUAAUAAAUUUAACAGCGUCGGUUGUACAACCUGAUAAAUCACAAAAACUUCAAUUUAUUAUUGAACCGAAAGAAAUUAUUCUACACAGUGGAGAAGUGGGAAGUUUAAUGAUAAGUUAUCAAGGUUCUGAUUCGGAUAACAUCAGUAAUAUUACAACUGAGAAGCAAGCAAUAAUUAAAAUAAAAACCAACAAAAAUACUAUUUAUUCUUAUCCUUUGAUAGGUAGAGAGAGGCAAUUGCUAACUGAUGAAAAUAUUGAUGACUUACGUUGCAAUACUCCUCAACAGCAAGUUAUAACACUCGUUAGUUCUGGUGUACCAUUAUCACCACAAAGUACAACUUCAUCAAAUAAGUUUGAAAGGAAUUCUCCACGUAGUUCAGUAUCAGCAGCUAGCUCCACAGUUACUGAUGACUCUAUUCCAAUAAAAACCAAUCAUUCUGCAUUAGUUUGGACUACCGUUCGUGUUGGAAAGCAUGAAACACGUGAAUUUACGAUUCGCAAUACGAGUAAUCAUAAAAUAAAACUUCAAGGGAUCAUAACAGAUAAUGACAAUAGUUUUAAAUUUCUAAAGGAUCGCGAUAUGAGUACAACAAUCACAAUUUUACUUCAGCACAUGGAGAGAAAGACAUUUACAGUUAUUUUUCAUCCAAAUAAUACCGGACCAGUUUCUGGAAAGAUAACAUUCUUUCAUUAUGGAAAGAAGUACGAUCAUAAAGAAUCAAAAGCAUCAAAAAUAAUACCAUUGUAUGGUUGUGGAGGUCAUACGAAAGUGUGUAUUAGUCAAGCUCUUAAAAUAAUGGGCGAUCAGAGGUGGUUGUCUCUUGGCAAAUUAAAUCCAAAUGGAACUUUAAAUACGAAAAUGAAGGUUGAAAAUAAUGGGGAUCUUCCGGCUUAUGUAAAAAUUUCCUUGACUCCAAAAGCGGUUUAUCCAUCUGUGGAAAAAAGUUGGAAUGUUGAACCAACCGAAUUAAUCCUUGGACCUAAAGAAAUUCAAUGGAUUACGAUUAAAUUCCGACCUAGACGAGAGGACAUUGUUUUAGUACGAAGCAGUGAUGGAUCAGAUAUGGGAACACUCACAAUAACUCAUGGAGAUGAACUCACACGCUGGCGAAUUCGACGGCUGUAUAACAAAAUGCUGAAGGAAGGACAAAUAAAAAAGAAACAAGAAGAAAGUAAUUUUAAAAAUGUCGUUUAUCCACUCUGUAAAGUAUUUCCCGGUGAAAAACCAAUUCCCAACUUAAAUAUCAUUCGAGAUUCGAUCAGUGAUCUUGAAACUUUGUGCAGAAAGAUUAAUCGCUUCGUUAUAACUCUAAUUAUGGAAUCUAAUGCGGACGAUACAACGUCUAUUUUUCCUGAUGAUGAUGAUGACGAUGAUGACUCUAAUGAGUCGAGACUAUUUCAAUCUCUCUGCAGUGACCUAAGUAAUACAAUAAUUGGAGCGAGUGAAAAUAGCUAUUUACCUCUUGAAACACUGUCAGAGAAUCAACUCGACAAUGAGCAUAUUCAUGAAGAUGAUGGAUUUAUUGUAUCUCCAUUAAUAGUAACAUUAACGCCACCAUCAAUCACUGAUACUACGGUUAUGAUUAAAAAUAAAUUAAGAACUGAUCAGCAAUUUGAAGCUCGAGUAACAGAUAAUCAGUACUUGAGUGUUAGUCCAAGUCAAGGUAUAAUCUCUGCUAAUCGAAGUGUACUUCUCUCCGUACGAUGUAAACAAAGUAUUAAUAAGAACAUUGAAGCUCUCUUAGAAAUUUAUACAGCCAAUAAAAAACAUCAAGUUUCUGUAAAAGUUUUAAAUGCUAAAAAACAUUAAAUAUACUCUAAUUAUUUGCAAUGUAUUUGUCAUGUAAGUGAAAUAUUUUUUAUUUAUUUUUAUACUUUUGUAUCAACAUUUUUUAUAAACAAUAAAC
Messenger RNA from Chelonus insularis, 4224 nucleotides. RefSeq names its product spindle defective 2 (gene spd-2). NCBI's taxonomy places the organism in Eukaryota, Metazoa, Arthropoda, Insecta, Hymenoptera, Braconidae. The record is from RefSeq and is a predicted model, not a curated record. The coding region runs from base 132 to 4127 and encodes 1331 amino acids. The transcript is spliced from 5 exons.